AUGUCUGCGAAGGCCAUUAGAGAAUAUGAUGGAAAAUUAUUAUUAGCUUAUUGGCUUUUACGUUCUCCUUCUCUAUUCGAAAGUGACGCUUCUAAUUCUAAAUUUGUUCCACCGGCUACUAAAGUAGCUCAUGUUACUUUCGAUAUUUCCAUACUAAAUGAUAUUUCCAUUAAUAAUACUUCUUUAGCUUUCAGUAAUCACGUUCAACAAACUCUUAAUGUUCUUGAGCAAACACACCCAUGGUUGUUAACUGAUAAAUUAGUAGUUAAACCUGAUCAGCUUAUAAAAAGACGAGGUAAAUCUGGAUUAUUGUUGUUAAACUCCGAUUGGCAACAGGUUAAAGAAUGGAUUACUGAAAAAGCUGGCAAAGAAGUUAAGGUUGACAAUGUAACUGGAGUUUUGAAAACUUUUCUUGUUGAACCAUUCGUACCACAUCCUUCAGAUACUGAAUAUUAUAUUAAUAUAAAUUCAGUUCGUGAUGGGGAUUAUAUUUUAUUCACCCAUGAAGGUGGUAUUGAAGUUGGUGAUGUUGACGCUAAAGCAUUAAAACUUUUAAUCCCUGUUAAUGAAACAUAUCCAAGCUCUCAAGAAAUCAAAGAUAAACUAUUAGUUAAUGUUCCAGUCGAAAAGAAAGAUGUCUUGGUAGAUUUUAUAUCUCGGUUAUAUGCCGUGUAUGUUGAUUUACAAUUUACAUAUCUUGAAAUCAACCCAUUGGUGGUACUUGAUCCUACUUCUACUGAAGAUACUCCUAAAAUAUUCUACCUUGAUUUGGCUGCAAAAUUGGAUCAAACAGGAGAAUUUGAGGUUGGACCAAAAUGGGCUAUUGCUCGUGCUCCGAAAAACAUAGGUCUUGCAGUUAAUGAUGAUUUAACUAAAACUUAUGUUGAUCAAGGACCUCCUAUAGAAUUUCCUGCCCCCUUUGGUCGAGAAUUAACAAAAGAGGAAGCUUAUAUUCAAGAAUUAGAUUCUAAAACUGGUGCAUCAUUGAAAUUAACAAUUUUAAAUAAGGAUGGAAGGAUAUGGACAAUGAUUGCUGGUGGGGGUGCUUCGGUCGUUUAUAGUGAUGCGAUUGCUGCAUUAGGAUUUGCACAUGAACUUGCCAAUUAUGGUGAAUAUUCUGGAGCUCCGUCUGAAACACAAACUUAUGAAUAUGCGAAAACAAUUUUUGAUUUGAUGACUCGGAACCCUGUACCGCACCCUGAUGGAAAAAUUUUAAUUAUAGGUGGUGGUAUUGCUAAUUUCACCAAUGUUGCUGUAACUUUUAAAGGUUUGAUCCGUGCUUUACAAGAAUUUAAACAACCAUUAAUUGCUCAUAAAGUUAAGAUCUUUGUAAGACGUGGUGGACCAAAUUAUCAAGAAGGGAUAAGGGCAAUGGGACAAUUAGGGGAUGAUAUUGGUGUGGAUAUUAAGGUUUUCGGUCCAGAAACACAUAUUACUGAAAUUGUACCUUUAGCCUUGUUGGGACAUGGAUCAGGUCUUAAUAAUAAUAGUAUUGAUUCAUCAGAAAAAAAUAUUCAAAGUAAAAAUUUUGAAACUUCAACAAAAGGCAAGAAAGCUGCCAAUGAUACUUCUGAAGAAUCGAAAGAAACUCAUUCUAGACCAACAACUCCUAUACCUAAUCCACGUGAAAGGAUGACAUACUUUGAAAAUCCCGAAAUAAUCCAACGCCCUUGGUAUACAAUUUUCACAAGUGAAACGCGUACCUUCGUUUAUGGAAUGCAACCACGUGCUGUACAAGGAAUGUUGGAUUUUGAUUAUAUGUGUAAACGCCAAGUACCUUCGGUUGCUGCUAUGAUUUAUCCAUUUGGUGGAAAUCACAUGCAAAAGUUUUAUUGGGGUACAAAGGAAACCUUAUUACAUGUUUUCAAUAAUCCAAAAGAUGCCAUUGAAAAAUUUCCCCAAGUUGAUACGGUUGUGAAUUUUGCUUCUUCCCGAUCUGUUUAUGAUUCUACUUUUGAGUUCUUUCAAUACUCUAAUCAAAUUAAAACGAUUGCCAUUAUUGCUGAAGGUGUUCCUGAACGUCGUGCUCGUCAAAUUAUCCAUGAAGCCAAUAAAAGAGAUGUUCUUAUAAUUGGUCCUGCAACUGUUGGUGGUAUUAAACCAGGUUGUUUCAAAAUUGGUAAUACAGGUGGAAUGAUGGAUAAUAUUGUUUCGUCCAAAUUAUAUAGACCUGGUUCAGUUGCUUAUGUAUCAAAAUCAGGUGGUAUGUCCAAUGAGUUGAAUAAUAUCAUUUCAAGAACAACAGAUGGUGUUUAUGAGGGAAUUGCAAUUGGUGGUGAUCGUUAUCCUGGAUCAACUUUUAUUGAUCAUUUAUUACGUUUUGAGAAUGAUUCAAAGUGCAAAAUCUUAGUUUUACUUGGAGAAGUUGGUGGUGUUGAAGAGUAUAAAGUAUGUGAAGCCAUUAAAGAUGGACGAAUCAAAAAACCUUUAAUUGCCUGGUGUAUUGGCACUUGUGCUAAAAUGUUUACAACCGAAGUUCAAUUUGGUCAUGCAGGUGCUUUAGCACAAUCAGAUCUCGAAACUGCAGAUGCAAAAAACAAGGCCCUUAGAGAAGCUGGUGCGAUUGUUUCAGAAACAUUUGAAAAAUUACCCUUGGCAUUACAUGAAACAUUUCAGAAACUUGUUUCUGAUGGCACUAUUAUUGUGGCACCUGAACCCGAAACGCCUAAAAUACCUAUUGAUUAUUCUUGGGCACAAGAAAUUGGAUUGGUUCGAAAACCUGCAAGUUUCGUGUCCACUAUUUGUGAUGACCGUGGUCAAGAAUUAUUAUAUGCAGGAAUGAGGAUUUCCGAUGUAUUCAAGGAAAAUAUUGGUAUUGGUGGAGUUUUGAGUUUAUUAUGGUUCAAGAGAAGAUUGCCGGAAUAUGCUUGUAAAUUCAUUGAAAUGAUACUUAUGUUGACCGCAGAUCAUGGUCCUGCUGUUUCUGGUGCUCACAAUACUAUUGUUACUGCUCGAGCAGGAAAAGAUCUUAUAUCAAGUUUAUGUUCUGGUCUUUUAACAAUUGGAGAUAGAUUUGGUGGUGCUCUUGAUGGAGCAGCUGAAAUGUUUAAGAGUGCAUAUGACAAAAGCUUGACACCUCGAGAAUUUGUGAAUUCAAUGCGUAGACAAAACAAAUUAAUUCUCGGUAUAGGACAUAAAAUUAAAUCUCGUAAUAACCCUGAUCUUCGUGUUGAAAUAAUCAAAGAUUAUGCCAAAAGAAAUUUUCCAGCAACACCUUUACUUGAUUAUGCUUUGGCUGUUGAAGAAAUUACUACUGCCAAAAAAGAUUCUUUAAUUCUUAACCUUGAUGGUGCAAUUGCAGUUUGUUUUGUUGACUUAUUAAGAGAAUCUGGUGCUUUUAGUAUAGAAGAGGCAGAAGAAUAUGUUAAGAUCGGAGCUUUAAAUGGAUUAUUCGUAUUAGGGAGAAGUAUUGGUUUUACUGGACAUUUUCUUGAUCAAAAGAGGCUUAAACAAGGUUUAUAUCGUCAUCCAUGGGACGAUAUUUCUUAUUUGGUUCCUGGUGUAGAACAAGGGCGAACUUUUAUUAGUCAAGAUAAAGUUGCCCAGAAAGAUAUUUAUUCGUAA
Molecule: messenger RNA, 3564 nt
Organism: Rhizophagus irregularis DAOM 181602=DAOM 197198
Lineage: Eukaryota; Fungi; Glomeromycota; Glomeromycetes; Glomerales; Glomeraceae
Biological process (GO): tricarboxylic acid cycle; fatty acid biosynthetic process; acetyl-CoA biosynthetic process
Cellular component (GO): cytosol
Molecular function (GO): ATP citrate synthase activity
Source: RefSeq, a predicted model, not a curated record